UAUGAGACUCCUUGUAUAAUGGAAAACCGGCAAUGGAAUCUCUGAUAAAAACAUUGGAAAUGUGCUUCUCUAAACUUUUGUUGAUUUUGAGCAUUUUUUAAAUUUCAUAAAUAAUACAAUAUAUUAUUAGCAUCCACGAGUGCCAAGCAUCCUUUGUUAUCCAAAGUGAUAACGAAGAUGUACUCUUAAUCUGUUAUUAUUAGCAGAAUGAACACGGUUGCCUGAUUGUGUAAAAAAAACAAUAAAUAUGGAUUUGCAAUGGUCUCCGAAAAGAAGCGAUCAUUUAGUAAUUUGGUCGCAGGAUAUCACUCUCUAUCAAAUCGAAGAAUGUGGGGGUGACGAGGCGCUGAGACAGGGUUCGAUUCGUUUAUCUGACACUAAAGCUGCAGCAUAUCUUGCAAAAAUUACGGAUUUUCCAUAUUCGAAAGUGGUUGAAAUAUAUCCAGGAGAUGUCGAAGGACUUAUCGCAUGUGGACUUGUGAACGGGAAAAUUGCCCUGACUUCCUUUCUCAACCCUGCAAACAACAAAGAAAUUGCCCCCAAACAUCCUCGCCAAGUGCUUUCUGUGCAGUGGAACAAACUCCAGCCCAAUUUACUCGCUGCCGGGUUUGAGAAAGCUAGGUCAGAUCAUGCGGUCGCCGUUUGGGACGUGACGACAAUUGGGUCGAAACAGCAACCGAAUGGUUCCUCCAAUGCAAAUCCGAUGGAAGAUGUCCACCCCUUAGUUGAAUUAGGAAUUAAUGAGACUGCCUCUUCCCUGUCGUGGGUCUUACCAAAAUCUAUUUUAAUAGGAAUGAACGGCAAACAUAUCAAACUGUUUGAUCUGCGAGACUCCCAGCCUAAACUUGGUAAUACCACAUCCACCAAAGCUGUGAAUGGAAUCAGUGUCGACACCCUUUGUCAUAAUCGUGUUGUCAGCUACGCUGAAAAUCAAGCAUUCGUGUGGGAUAUGAGAAAUUUUGAGAAACCUUUCGUUGUACUUAAUCAUUCCAAACCAAUAUCAAAAGUUGCAUGGUGUCCAACGAGGUCUGGUUUGCUGGCUUGUUUGGAAAAAGAUUCAACAUUUCUAACACUCCAUGAUGUCCAUCAUGCUGCGCUUUCUGAGGAGGGCGAUCCAGCCGUUUUGGAACGCCGAUUAUACCCAGCAUAUUCUGAAGAUGUUUGCAAUCCAAAUUGUGCAUCCCCACCUCUAUGUUCUUUCGCAUGGCACUGUUCAGACGAAAAUUUAAUUACGACAUGCACACCCAAAGGUGUACUUUGGAAUUCUGUUGUGUUUGAAAGGAUGACUUUGAAUUGGUCAUCUACUUCAAAGUUUGGAUGGUCGAACGGAAAGAAAACCAUUUUGUACAUUGACAAUACUGAUAAACUGUAUACAUUCUUGGAUGAUAUUUCUGUAAAAAUGAGACAACGAGCAAUAGAUGGGUAUGGUCUAAAGACAACAUUACGAGAGAACGGAAUGGUGGUACAAGACUCUGAAACAACAAGAAAUAUUUGGCUUUGGCUGGAUUAUUGUAAAGCUCUCACAGAAAAGGAAAAAUAUUUGGUUCCGUCAGUUGGGACAUUGAAAUAUCCUGGAGUUCGAGUAGUUUUAAGAAUUGAUUCUGCUGUGGGUGCUCCAGCCGGCUCUUUAAAGUCCGAAGUAGUGAAUAAUACCUCUUUCGACCUUCACAACAAUAAGACUUAUAGACGAUCUUAUAGGAGCGAGGAAAGAAGUUUUAUACAACAACUUUGUGGUUGGAAUCAAGGAGUUCUUCAGGAUUUACAAGGGUCACCAACUAGGAGAGCAGCUAUUGCGUUGUUUCAUCUGAAAAUGAGACAGGCUAUAAAAAUAUUGAACGAGUCGAAUCAUUCCAUUGUAGCAAUGGCAAUCGCUGGUUUUAACGACGACGAAUCUUCUUUGUGGCGAGAAUUAGCUCAAUCAAAUUGCAAUCAACUAGACGAUCCCUACAUUCGUGCCAUAUUUGCUUUCUUAACAGAGUCUGAUAGCAACUACGAAACAAUUUUGAAGGAGAAAGAGAUUUCUUUGGCCGAUAGAAUGGGCUUUGCUUGUUCUUUUUUACCUGAUGGCAAAUUGAUAAGUUUUGUGAACGAGCUGACCCAUGAUCUUAUAAAAACUGGCAAUCUGCCGGAAGAGAUCCUUGAUGCUGUUCUUCUAACAGGAAUGACGACACAAGCAAUUCCGCUUCUGCAAAAAUAUGUCGACUAUACCGCUGAUAUACAAACAGUUGCACUACUUGUGGUAAGAACGAUGGCUUUAGAAAUUUCAAACAGUUCUUUACUCAAACUGUGGACUGAACGCUACAGGGAGCUCUUAGAUUCUUGGAAAUUGUGGGAACAACGAGCAGAAUUUGAUAUUGUUAAAAACACUAAUAAUCCAGCCUUAGUUCCUCAACCAGAAGUAUCAGUUUCGUGCAACUUUUGUGGUAAAUCAAUUUCGAGUACUGGAAUGACUAAUUUGGCUCGCAGUGCCCAGCUAUUUAAUCGGUUCUCAGCUUCCAAUGCAAAAUUGAAGUUAUCCUGUUGUCCUAGCUGUCGUAAACCACUGCCUAGAUGCUCCAUUUGUCUCAUGCACAUGGGUACAAUUUUAGGAACUUCAAAGGAACUUCAGCCCCUUUUACCUUCGAGCAUGACAUCAUCUGAAGCGGUUGCCUGUUGGUAUACGUGGUGCCAAUCUUGCCGACAUGGUGGUCACACGCUCCAUCUACAACAUUGGUUUGAGACGCAAGCGGAAUGUCCUGUGUCCGGUUGUACCUGCAAAUGUAUCACCUUGGACAGAGUCGUGGAUUUUUCCUCAGGAGGAAGUUAGAACAUUCAUUCGAAGUGAAAAACUACAAAGUCUGGUCAUUAUUAUUAAGACGAACUAAAUAUAACGAGCUUGUGAAAUGAAUUAUUUUACACAUUACUAUGUACGAAUGGCAUGUUAUUGAAAUACAAUUAUUACUCCUCUUUGUUACUAUUCAAAAUCCUAUUGUUGUGAGAUCUACUUGUACAUCAUCUAUCAUGUCAUAGUGUCACAUUUACAAUAAAUCUCAUGUCUUCAGAA
Molecule: messenger RNA, 3043 nt
Organism: Folsomia candida
Lineage: Eukaryota; Metazoa; Arthropoda; Collembola; Entomobryomorpha; Isotomidae
Gene: mio
Product: GATOR complex protein MIOS
Exons: 18
Coding region: 248-2806 (852 amino acids)
Biological process (GO): cellular response to amino acid starvation; positive regulation of TORC1 signaling
Cellular component (GO): cytoplasm
Molecular function (GO): protein binding
Source: RefSeq, a predicted model, not a curated record